GUCACUUUAGCAUUUUCGCCAUUCGCCAUGGUGUUGUUAAUUUGUUAAUAUUGAUAGCGAAUAUUGCGAUAAAGUGGUUGUAUAAAUAAACCGUCUAUGUGAGACGUUAUCAUUUUAUACAUACCUCUUGAAAUUGGACGUACAUUUCUUUCGAAGUACUUUGAUCGCAACUGAAUUGAUUUAAUUCGAUGGCAUCAUCAAUAUUUACUGUAUCUCCAUCGCCUCCGGCUAACUUAAAUUCCAAGCCAUUAGUGAUUGUUGAGAAAUUAAAUGAGAUCACAACUAUUGGUAUUAACAGACCGGAAAAGAAAAAUUGUGUCAAUCAUGCCACAGCAAAGGAACUAAUGGCAGCUUUUGCCGAAUUUGAAGCAGAUAAAAAUGCCAAAGUAGCAGUUCUCUACGGGGUUGGCGGUACUUUUUGUGCUGGAUACGACCUCAAAGAAACGGCUAACAGUGCACUGAAUAAUGCUGGCGCAGAGACAUUAGCUAUGUCAGAUAAUUUCAAUCCGCUUAAUACAAAUGGUGCCGGUCCGUUGGGGCCGACGAGGCGAUUUUUCGCCAAACCAGUAAUUGCUGCAGUUAGUGGCUACGCUGUUGCUGGUGGUUUUGAAUUGUCACUGGCCUGUGAUUUGAGAGUAGUGGAAGAUUCAGCAGUUUUUGGAGUGUUUUGUAGACGAUUUGGAGUGCCGCUGAUAGAUGGCGGCACGGUUCGCCUACCAGCACUGAUUGGACUGAGCCGAGCCUUGGAUAUUAUUCUAACUGGAAGACCAGUUAAGGCACAGGAAGCUUUACAGCUUGGAGUGGCAAAUCGAAUUGUAAAGAAAGGAAAAGGUUUGAGUGAAGCAAUAAAAUUAGCUAAGGAGAUUGCAAAGUUUCCUCAAGAAUGCAUGUUGCGAGACAGAGCCAGUGCUUGGCAUUCGACCUACUCAUCAUCUAAUUUCCAAGAAGCUGUCGAGUACGAAAUGACCCAUUCUUUAGAUGUUAUUGCCCAGGAAUCCAUUCCUGGAGCAUCCCUAUUCGUAAAAGGUGUUGGUCGACACGGUUCAUUCGAUAUUGGGAAGUCAAAGCUCUAAUAAGCUUAUGUUGGUGUGUAAUUAGGGGAAUGAGGGUCAUCUGUUACCGACAAUAUCGACAAAAAAUAAAGAGAGAAGGCUCUGGCAAAAUUUUCUUAUAUAACAAGAUGUAAUGUUGAAACCAAUGAAGUAAUAGAUUUUGUAUCAAACACCAGUAAAUAGUUAAAGUAACAUAACGUAAACGAUUUACUGAUACCCUAACCACGUUACUCGUACAUGUAUGUAUUAUAUUUACGUUGAAUAUGCACAUAACAGUGAAACAUCGGACAAGAAUAUCUUAUACGCUAUCGGUAUCAUACAUUGAUAGCGAAUUUUCCAUCAUUUCCUUGACGCACAUCCCACAUACACAUUGUGUUUAUUUUCCUUUUUGGGUUGCUCGGUGGAUGUUUUUGUGUAUUUUUGUGCGUAAAUUUUCCUCUUUUGUGCGUGAUGACGUUGUUAUGUAAUGUUGAUUUGAUCAUGUUUCAUGAAAUCCUGUUAUCAGAUUACUUUGGAGCUGUUAGGUUUCGUCGGUUUUAUUCAUACUUCCUUAUUUAAAUGGAGGGUCUGUAUGUAAAAGGGCUUAAUCAUUGUUUUGUGUUGUAAAUUAUUGUAAAAUUCGAAUAAAGUUGUAAACAAGACUUCAUAACCGCUUCUCCGUUUAUUUGAUUAAAACAAAGCGCAGUAGAAAUACAAAUUAUAUGUAAGCAGAGUUUGUGAAGACAAUCGCAAUAUACCAUAAGUGAAAAGAAGUAAAAAAUGCUUCCGUAUCGCAAUUAUAUAGCUCGUUUCGUUCUAUAUGUAGUAAGUCAUAUUCUCGUUCCUAUCGCUAUUACACGUAUUAUAUUCUACUAUGAUAAAGUAUAUAUUAUAGCUGCUCGCGAGGGGAAAUCACUUACUCGUAUCAUACAAGGGCGCCAAAAAGAUACAAUUG
Molecule: messenger RNA, 1986 nt
Organism: Bradysia coprophila
Lineage: Eukaryota; Metazoa; Arthropoda; Insecta; Diptera; Sciaridae
Product: putative enoyl-CoA hydratase
Molecular function (GO): catalytic activity
Source: RefSeq, a predicted model, not a curated record